CAAGGCGACAAAAGUCCCUACAUCGUCGUUAAGUGCUUCUCUGUUCUUUCUUUCUUUCUCUCUGGCACCCACCACAUACUUUACCCUCUCCAUCAGAAGAUCUCAUCACCCACUUCAAACCCUAUAACAUCAUUCUCUAAAGCUUGCUUCUUUAAUGGCGAGCUUCAUUUUCUCCAUGUCAUUCCUCGUUCUCCUCCUGCCUUUAACCUCACUCUUCUCCAGAAUCCCCAUAUCUGAAGCUACAUCAUCCUUCUCCUUCACAAGCUUCGAUAAAAACGCGAGCUUUCAGUCCGACGACAUAGCCCUCUACGGCGACGCAAAGCUCGUAGACAGUGGAGCUUCGAUUCAGCUGACUAACUCAGUGAGUCGCAUCGACGGUGGAGUCGUUUACAAGAAACCCAUUGAGUGCAAAGACACUAAAGACGACUUCUUCACGGGUUUCUCUACGGUCUUCUCUUUCUCCAUGUCUCCCGGUCGUGGCGGGAGUGUAGGUUUUGUCUUGUUUCCUUCUAACGGAACACUUGAUCACUCUUUCUUCGAAGUCAAGUUCGAUAUUUCUGAUAAUUUCACCAAGUUUAGAGAAUCCAACGUCACGGUUGGUGUAUAUGGUUCUACGGUUCCUGAGAAGACGAGCAAUCUCACGAUUGUUAACUUGGAGGAGGAGGAGGAGGAGGAGAUGUUGAUGUACGUCUGGAUUACUUACCAAGCGAAUAUCAGGUAUGUAGAUGCUUCGUUAACCAAAUCAAAACACUAUAAAUAUCCAAAGACUCGGUUCAGUUCUCGGAUUGAUUCUUUGAAAGACGAGGACGAGUUCAUGGUCGGUGUUAAGUCGUAUAGCGGGAGCUUUAACCUCUAUUCUUGGAGAUUACAAGCGGGACACUUCUCCAGGAGUAUACACUCGUACGCUGCGCUUCUUGAGUCUAAGCGUAGGUGGGAGGAGGAGGUGGAGAAGAGGAGAAGAGAGAAGAUGUGGGGGACUGUGACUUGCUUCGUCAUGACCUUUGGAUCUAUAGGGCUUGUGUUCUUCGCUAUGAUGCGUGUAUGGGCAGCUUUCAAAAGGAACUAUCUUACGGUGGUGGUGGUGCCUGAGGAGUGUGGGCAGAAGAGUAAGGAGUACGAGAAGAUGGAGAAAGUUGAAGUUGUGACGAGUAAAGCUGAGGCGCAACAAGGAAAGUGAAGUAAAGUAAAAGCUGGUGGUGUUUGUGCGUUUAGAAUAUUUAUGUAAUAAAGUAGAUUUCUUCAAGUGUAAUGGUGACUUGUAAUACAUAAGGUUUGGCGUCAUGUGUGUAAGCUUUGCAGCACUGUUACUCUUUGGCAUGUAAAAUCCACCGCAAAAGAUAAAUUAUUAGAAUCCACAGUAAGCUUCAGAACUUACUGGUUUCUUGUC
Messenger RNA from Brassica rapa (field mustard), 1387 nucleotides. RefSeq lists its product as uncharacterized. Lineage: Eukaryota; Viridiplantae; Streptophyta; Magnoliopsida; Brassicales; Brassicaceae. The record is from RefSeq and is a predicted model, not a curated record. Gene Ontology annotation, molecular function: carbohydrate binding.